CCUGAGCUCUCAAAUCCAACUCAAGAAGACAGGGCAGGAAACUGCACACCUCUGCAACAAGACAAUACACACUUCAAAGCAAGAUUUCAACAGUUUAGGACAAACGGGAAAAAUGAAGACAACACUGGCAACUCUGACUCUCUGCCUGGUGGUGCUCAUGGCCACAGGUUUCCCUUUUGAAAGGAAAGGGGGAUCACCCACCAGCAGCGCUGCCAAGGAGAAGCGUGUACAGUACGCAGCAUGGGAUGACGUGAAUGUCAUUGCCCAUGGCCUGCUGCAGCUGGGCCAGGGGCUGAAGGAGCAUGUUGACAAAACCAAAGUCCAGAUGAGGGACAUCUCCACCAAGUUGAAGGUUUUCAACCGCACAGUGACCGAGCUGGGAAAGGAAAGCCAGAGGCUGCGAGUGGAGGGGGAGGCCCUGAAGGUUCAGGCCCAGGGACUGGAGGACAGAGAGGGUCAGCUACUGAAUCUCACAGCUGAGCUGAAGGAGAAGACGGAGGAGAUGCAGCAGGAGAGGAGGACAAUGAGCGAGAGGAUGAGCCGGCUGGAGGAGAGGGUGGACAGCAUGCUGCAGGGAGAUGCAGCACUGUCUGACACAAAUGCUGGUGCCAGGAACAGGAGUGAUGCUCGCAACAUCCAGCUCAUGCUGGAGGCUCAGAACAGACGCAUUGAUGAUCUGAUGGAGAGGAUCAGACUCCAACAGGAGAAGCUUGACAAGCAGAACGUGCGCAUCAGGACCCUGCAAAGUCAGAUCCAGCAAUCACGGCAGAGACCCUCCCCGCGGAGCAGCAACGCCGACGCGGAGCAAGGCGACUCGCCAAUCGAGAUGGCAUCAGACUGCCACGAGCUGUUCCUGAGAGGAGAGACCACCAGUGGAGUCUACACCAUCCAGCCAAUAAACGCAGAGCCCUUUAAAGUCUUCUGCGAGAUGACAGCUGAUGGUGGAUGGACAGUGAUCCAAAGGCGCCAAGAUGGCUCAGUGGACUUUGACCAGCUAUGGCAAGCCUAUGAGAAAGGCUUUGGCAACCUGAACGGAGAGUUCUGGUUGGGUCUAGAAAAGAUCCACUCCAUUGCCAAAGAUGGGGGCUAUAUCCUCAACAUCAAGCUCUCCGACUGGGGGGAUGACUUAGUAUCCGUCCGCCUCCCCUUUCAACUGAGCGGAGAGGAAACCAAAUACUCGCUCCAGAUUCAGGAGGACGGCACUUUCAGCACUUUGGAGAGUUCCCUGGGAACCGACGCCACCUCCGGCCUGCCUUUCUCCACCCGCGACCAAGACAAUGACCAGAAAAACGACACCAACUGUGCCAAGCACCUUUCCGGUGGUUGGUGGUUCAGUAACUGUGGUCGCUCCAACCUAAACGGUAGAUACUUCCAGAGUCCUCCUCCUAAGCAGCGACACCAGAGGAAGCAGGGCAUCUUCUGGAAGACCUGGAGAGGCCGCUACUACCCUCUGAAGUCCAGCAUGAUGAUGAUCGCCCCAGCUGCAAUCGAGAACAAGUCAUAAAGAAUAGAAAGAGACAAAGAGAAAAGGUCAAGACAAAGAGAAAGAAGCAGAUUGUGGACUAUUCUUUCUUUUCUUGGUGCUUGGUUGAUGAGGUAGGGGUUUCCAUUUCUCUGGUUGUCUCCCUGUGAGGAAGACUCAUACCAGAGCCAAGGCCCUCAAAAUAGAAGCUAAAAGAACUCACUGAAUGAGUUCCACGUUUCCACUGCUCUGUUCUCUGAGAGAUCAGCAGAUUCCUUCCUUGCACCUAAAGCCACAUAUGGAAAAAGAGACAAAACUAAGACAUGCAGUGGAACAUUUUUUGUGUGUUUUGUUUUACUACUGCUGUUGUUUCCUUCUGUUGGCCUGAAGCAGGGGCCCCCUGUGAGGAGAGAGUCACAGAGCGAGUCCAGGCCUGUCUACUGUCCUGUAAGCCACAAAACAUUUGCAACAAGUCGAGACUCCUCACCAGACUUGUGGUGUCAGCAGUACAUGCAUGCUGUUGUGGAGUUUGAAUGUGGUUUUCGUAGCGAGUAAACAGCACUGUCAGUUCCAACUUAAGGACUGCUCUUAAUUUGUAGAGGAUUUGUGUAGGAGUGAAACUCAGGCCGAUUAAGUGAGCCUUUUGAACCCAAUGGUGCGGACCAAAUGGUGACUUAAUUAAAACAAAGAGUCAUUUUCCACAUGAACAUGAUGAGAUUAGUGUUCAAAAGCGUUACAUAAAGUUAUAAAUCACUGUAAACUAGGAUUACGAUGCAGAAACUGUGUUAAGUCUGAUGUUGGAAAGCAGUUCAUGGAUCACGGAAAACCAUUCCAGCCUUUUGUAUAAUAUACAGUAUAAUCUGCCUGCAAUUUUGAAUCAAAUUAAGCAUAUUCUUCACUGACUUAAAAUUUUCUGUGGAGAUUAUGAUGAUGUUAGGUCAUAUUGACUACUUUUAAGAUGAGAGACAUGGUUUUGUACAUAGUGUAUGAAGGAAUGUUUGUCUGUCUUUUCAGAAAUAUAACUGUUACUGAUUUGUCGUGACAUUAUCUGUUUUGUCGUGACUUGAGAGUUUGUCAUUGUAGAUGUUCCCUUUCCUUAUUUAAAUGAUGUAAAGAAUCAAUAUAAAUAUUUCUGGUGCUGUUUGUAAUUUAUAUUGUCUUUGUUGUGUUUAACAGAUGUAAGAUUGUUUUUUUAAAGAGAAAAUUCCACUGCUCGGCCAAAAUGAGCCAAUAAAAUUGAUUUAAACUCA
Toxotes jaculatrix (banded archerfish) is the source of this 2712-nucleotide messenger RNA. It is a transcript of the gene angptl4, whose product is annotated as angiopoietin-like 4. The transcript is spliced from 7 exons. Gene Ontology annotation, molecular function: enzyme inhibitor activity. The record is from RefSeq and is a predicted model, not a curated record. Bases 113 to 1504 code for a protein of 463 amino acids. Gene Ontology annotation, biological process: triglyceride homeostasis. NCBI's taxonomy places the organism in Eukaryota, Metazoa, Chordata, Actinopteri, Toxotidae.